AUGGAAAUCCACGACCGCAACGAGCUCCCCGGGGCUCCUAUCGACCAUUUUCACGUGAAUCUCGAGAGCCAACCGCCCGUCGUCGGCGAAAUCAACGAAGAUGUGCUGGCGAGAAGUCGCAUCGCUACCCCAUCCGGACCACCGUCGCCUAGCCUCGACAUCUCGGCAGCGCGCCCUGGAGGUCUAUCGACAAUUAGCGGUGUAUUUGCCCCGGUCGCCCUAUCGAUGUUCUCCAUUUUACUCUUUAUGAGGAUGGGCUUCGUGGUGGGCCAAUUGGGCUUCGUUAUGACGGUCGUCCAAUUGUUACUGGCGUACGCAAUCGUGAUGCUGACCGUUCUCUCGCUCUGUGCAAUUUCGUCAAAUGGAGCCAUCGAGGGCGGUGGCGUUUAUUACAUGCUAUCCCGUUCGCUGGGUCCAGAAUUCGGCGGUGCAAUCGGAGUGCUAUUCUUUGUGGCGAAUGUCUUCAGUUGCGCCCUGUAUAUUUCGGGUUUCACGGAGGCUCUUCUCAAUAAUAUCGGAAAUGGACAAUUCCCCGACAGUCCGGGCUGGCGAUUCGUGUACUGUGUGUUGGUGUCGGUGUUCCUGCUGAUAGUGUCUCUCCUUGGAGCGAGUCUAUUCGCGAAGACAGCCCUCAUCACCUUCAUUACAAUCUCUAUCUGCUAUUCCACAUAUCUAUUUACCGUACUCACCAAUGGAGCUAAGGAUAUUACUAUACCAAAGACGAAUACACACGCUUAUUUGGUGCCCGACAACAUCUCUGAUCCGUCAUCGGGCAGUCACGUGGACUAUGAUCAGAAUCUGACGGCCAGAUAUACGGCAUGGUCAUGGCAUUCUCUCUCUGAGAAUAUGCUAUCCAAUUAUACCCAUGAUUAUACCACGGAUAAGCCCGUCGAUUUCGCCCUCAUGUUUGCCAUCAUAUUCUCUGGGGUUACUGGUCUAAUGGCCGGUGCAAACAUGUCUGGGGAAUUGGCUCGACCCUCCGUCUCCAUCCCACGCGGCACCGUCCAGGCCGUUUUCACGACGUUCGUCGUCUACGUGCUGACAGCCCUUUUGAUGGCCGCCACGUGCAGUCGAGAGCUGUUGCAGAACAAUUAUACGGUGAUGUUGGAUGUGAACGUCUCCCGUUGGUUUAUCCUUGUCGGCAUUUUCUCGACUACGGUCUUCUCUUCGCUCUCGAAUUUGAUUGGGUCGAGCCGAGUGCUGAACAGAUUGUCACAGGACAAGCUCUUCGGUAUCCUUCUCCGCCCGGCCUCAAUCGAAAUUGGGGAUAAAAACCCAGUGGUGUCGGUGUUUAUCGCCUGGCUCUGCGUGGUGCUCGUGCUGUCUAUAGGCGCCAUGAACAAAAUCGCCAAGUUGACGUCAAUUUUCUUCCUUCUGUCGUACAUGGGGGUGAAUAUCGCGACGCUCGCGCUCGAGUUGACUUCCGCCCCGAAUUUCAGACCGUCCUUCAAAUAUUUCUCGUGGCAAACAUGCGCUGGCGGUGUACUGGCCACAGCCACAAUGAUGUUGGUCGUCGACUCGGCUAUGUCUGCGCUGGCUAUUGUUGUGCUUCUCGUGCUCAUCAUGAUUCUCCACUACCAGGCUCCAGUCGGUUCGUGGGGAUCUAUCUCUCAGGCCCUCAUCUACCAUCAGGUCCGGAAGUAUCUCCUUCUUCUAGAUGUUCGGAAAGAGCACGUCAAGUACUGGCGCCCGCAAAUCCUGCUCCUGGUAUCCCGGCCCGGCUCUGCCGUUCAGUUGAUGGAUUUUGUGAACGAUCUGAAGAAGAGUGGCCUGUAUGUGAUUGGUCAUGUACGAAAGGGGGCUAUGGACGCUCAGGAGCCGCUCGAUCCGCUACAACAGGUGUUCCCGUACUGGCUCUCCCUGCUCGACUAUCUGAAGUUGAAGGCAUUCGUCGAGCUCACGAUUUCGAACAAUAUUCGAGUUGGAUUGCAGCAGCUGAUGCGCCUCUCCGGGCUGGGGGCCAUGAAGCCGAAUACGAUUGUGCUUGGGUUCCAUGAGGAGACGCCCAGAGAAGCCACACUACAGGAGCAACAACUCCUGAAAGACCUCCGAUACUCGAAAAUCGACCGAUCAGCCGUCGUGGAAUAUUUCACGGCUGGCGAUUAUCUGCCUACGGAGCUGAACGGAAAUAUGGAGCGGAUCGGCGGGGUGGACUAUGUGAAUGCACUAAAAGACGUGCUUCACAUGACGAAAAAUCUGUGUGUGGCCCGCCAUUUCUAUAAACUGGACAAGGAAGCGUUAUCGAGAGGGUGGAAUGGACAGAAGAGAUUCAUCGACGUGUGGCCGGUCGACUUGCAAAAACCCGGCGAGACCGGGUUGGGAUGGGACAACAGCUCGCUAUUCCUGCUGCAAUUGGCCUGUAUCCUGUCAAUGUCAUCUCGAUGGAGGAAUAUCGCCCGGUUGCGCGUCUUCAUUUGCGUCAAUUCUCUCCAGGACAUGCACCGGCGUGAGCGUCAACUGAAAGGGAUGCUGGAUGCCCUUCGAAUCAAUGCCGAAUCAAUCGUUGUCCCAUGGGAUCAUGUUGUCUGUCAUUUUGGACAGGCGGCAGGAGCAUCAGGUGUCAAUGGAGCAUCACCACAAUCACAGCCAACCAUCGAACUGCCCAAUGCAUAUGUUGCGGCAUUUAAUGAUAUGGUCAAACGAUAUUCGGCCGAGGCGGCGCUGUGUUUCCUGAAUCUCCCACUACCGCCAGACAGCGCCGAAAUGGACUCUGAUCGGUACCUCCGAAUCCUGCGAGUCCUCACCGACACCCUUCCCCCAACACUAAUGGUCCACGGAUUGUCGUCUGUCAUUAGUACGGCUUUA
Molecule: messenger RNA, 2805 nt
Organism: Mesorhabditis spiculigera
Lineage: Eukaryota; Metazoa; Nematoda; Chromadorea; Rhabditida; Rhabditidae
Source: the annotation of a GenBank genome assembly